GCGGAAGUGGUGUCGUGUGGCCCCUCCUCCUCCCCCUGACACCGACACGCACUCACCGGUCAGCCCAGCUUUAUUGUCUCUGCCCUUCCUCAACUACCGAAGCACACCCUGUCCCGCUGGUUCUCGUCUUCUGCCGGUGAUCGCUGGUUUAUGAUCGGCCGUCUGUUCGGUGCUGUGUCUCAGAGGGUUCCGAGCUUGAUUUCCCGGGUGUUGCUGGUGAUGAAGCCGCAGGUUGUGUUCGUGUUGGGCGGGCCUGGCGCCGGCAAAGGGACCCAGUGCUCCAACAUCGUGGAGAAAUACAGCUACACUCAUUUGUCAGCUGGGGACCUGCUGAGAGCAGAGCGAGCCAGAGAGGGGUCAGAGUUUGGACAGCUCAUUUCCAGCCACAUCAAGGAGGGUAAAAUCGUCCCUGUGGAGAUCACCAUCAAUUUACUCAAGAAGGCGAUGGAAGAGACGAUGCAGAAAGAUGCAAAAAAGUUCAGAUUCCUCAUCGAUGGUUUCCCCCGCAACGAGGACAACCUCCAGGGGUGGAAGACUGUCAUGGAUGGCAAAGCCGACAUCAAAUUUGUGCUUUUCUUCGACUGCGCUAACGAGGUCUGCAUCAACAGAUGUCUAGAAAGAGGGAAGAGCAGUGGACGCACAGAUGACAACAGAGAAAGUCUGGAGAAAAGAAUCCAAACCUACCUACAGUCCACACGGCCAAUCAUUGACCUGUAUCAGAAAGACGGCAAGGUGCACACAGUAGACGCCUCUCGUUCUGUGGAUGAGGUGUUCGCUGAUGUUAAAUCCAUCCUAGACAAAGAAUUUUGAAUUUUCCCAACUGCCAACAUUCACUUACCUUUUCGGUUUUCUUUUUAUCAACUGCAAGUACACUAUAGCAAGUUUAUGUCCAUUCAUAUGACUUUUUACGUUGGUUACUUUCUUUUUUUGAUUUCCAUGUAUUUUAUAUUUGCUGCACUCUGUGUGACUGUGUGUGUAUAAUGUGUAUUAGUGUGAGUGAGAGGUGGACAUGCCUAGCAGCUUCUUGUGAUUCAUGUUCAGGGAGCUUAGAGCUCACCUGUCAUCAUAGUCUGAGGCCUUCCAUAGGAACAAAACGAUCAUUAGCUUAGAGGAAUGCUUAAAGUAUGGGAGGUCUCUAUGGUAUUUGUGUUUUCACCUCACAGAAUCAUGUUAUUGGAAGUAGCCAUAAUGUUUCAGACCAAAUAGUUGUUUGAGCUCAUGGCGAGAUGGACUGAUUUAAGACUUUAAACAGAAGUUAAUAUUGUCUCAUUCAAAUAAAAAGCAUACAUCAGUCAGAACUGCUUGUAUGACAUGACAAGUACUCUCCAUCUGUGUGAUGAAUGGCUCUUAAUAUUUGACACCUCGAUGUGCUUCACCACAGCCAUGAAUCCUGGCUCAUAAUUUAAAGAAAUAAGGCAGAUAAAAAUAAAUGUUCUGUCAAAUCUGUACUGUAUCUUCUUGAAGGAUGGAUGAUAAAUCUAAAAAGUGAAAACUGA
Paralichthys olivaceus (Japanese flounder) is the source of this 1496-nucleotide messenger RNA. RefSeq names its product cytidylate kinase (gene cmpk1). NCBI's taxonomy places the organism in Eukaryota, Metazoa, Chordata, Actinopteri, Pleuronectiformes, Paralichthyidae. Gene Ontology annotation, molecular function: ATP binding; UMP kinase activity. Gene Ontology annotation, biological process: CDP biosynthetic process; 'de novo' pyrimidine nucleobase biosynthetic process; UDP biosynthetic process. The record is from RefSeq and is a predicted model, not a curated record. Gene Ontology annotation, cellular component: nucleus; cytoplasm.